AUGAUAUAUGAUGUAAACUUCAUAGUUGAAAUUAUCAACCAUAAGUUGACAUAUCUCCGCCCUGAAAGGUUUGAUAUCGACCCGUCAGAUAGCUCUAGUACGCAAGCUUGGAUACAUUGGCGUAAAACUUUCGAAAACUUCAUUUUCGUGCAGAAGCCGACCGCUUCAGAAACAGAUGCACAGUCGGUUCGUCCGCCAGAAAAAUGGGACAGCAUAAAGUUUCAACUUUUGGUAAACCAUAUAUCACCAAAUAUCUACACAUAUAUAAGCGAAGCUACGAACUACGAAGAAGCGAUCACAAUACUGCAAAAACUGUAUGUAAAACCAAAAAAUCUGAUUUUUGCUAGACACGUGUUAGCAACAAGGAAACAACGACCAGAAGAAAGUAUUGACACAUAUUUACAAGCUUUGAAACUACUUUCUAAAGAUUGUGAUUUUGUGGCUGUUGAUGCAGAAACAAACAAAAACGAUAGCGUACGUGAUGCUUUCAUAUCCGGUAUAUCAUCGCAUAAAAUCAGACAAAGGCUUUUAGAAAACUUAACUCUAACACUUGAUCAAGCUUACAACCAAGCACUCUCUCUAGAAACUGCAGAGAUCACCUCUCAAAACUUCAAUACUGUCUCUUUAAAUGCUGUUGCUCCAAAAGAACCAACAUUAGUCUCUUCGAAAUCACAAACUCUGCACAACGAGACCUGCUCUUCUGUUAAUAAUCCUCGACGACAAAUAUGUUUCUUUUGUGGGGGUCAAAUACAUCCUCGUAAGAACUGCCCUGCAUUUGAAAAUACUUGUCAGCUCUGCAACAGAAGGGGCACUUUGCCACUGUUUGUAGAAGCUCUUCUAAAUCUACAAAUUCUGUGGUAG
This is a messenger RNA of Bombyx mori (domestic silkworm), 861 nucleotides long. RefSeq lists its product as uncharacterized. The transcript has 2 exons. The record is from RefSeq and is a predicted model, not a curated record. Lineage: Eukaryota; Metazoa; Arthropoda; Insecta; Lepidoptera; Bombycidae. Bases 1 to 861 code for a protein of 286 amino acids.